UGCUUCCAGGUUGGACUCCCAGGCUCUCCUUGGUGCUGGUGGCCUUUUGUCUGGGUGCAAGUUAACUGACUCUACUCCAUUAAGAUAUCCUUUACACUCAGCAAUUUUCUAGUACAUUUUGUUUGUGCUUUUAGUAAAGAAAGCCUUCAAGACUCCUUCCAGGGAUGUGCCCAGCUCAGUUCAGGACUCAGGGACCCCUACACCGGGCCUUUCAGGCACUUCGGGGGUAGUACCUACCUUGUCAACUCCCCCAGUUACAUCAGCCAGUAACCCAGAUGCUCCGAAAAGCAGUAGAAGGAUGAAGAAUUGCCGGGUGGCCGGCUGUUUCUUGGCUGAGCUGUCGAGUUCCACAUCUGAUUAUGUGAAGUACUUUCAGCUGAAAAAGGAGGAGCUGACUUGGAAGCUCUACCACUUCUUUAAUGCCACAAUCUUUGGGAAAAAGUUACCAGAGAAAAUCAGCAUAAACUGGAAUAAAAAGAUGCGUACAACAGCGGGAUACUGCCACUUUUCAGGCAAAGAAGGGGGUCCACAAGCAACUCGUAGCAUCCGCAUUGAGCUUUCAGAAAAAGUCUGUGACUCGGCAGACCGGCUCCGGGACACACUGAUCCAUGAAUUAUGCCACGGAGCUACUUGGCUGUUUCAUGGCGUCAGAGACUGUCAUGGUCCCUUUUGGAAGGUCUAUGCCCAAAGAUCUGCAUCAGUGCACCCAGAGCUGCCCUUGGUGAAACGAUGCCACACUUAUGAGAUUCACUAUAAAUUUAUCUAUGAAUGUUCUCAGUGCAAAGCCAGGGUUGGUCGCCACUCCAAGUCGGUGGAUACCGAUUGUGUAGUCUGUUCUCUGUGCCAUGGGCCUCUCCUCCUCCUCCCACCCACCCCAAAAGCUGGCACAUCUGGGCAGACUCAGCCCACUCCAGCUGCUACAUGCACAAAAACAAGCCACCAUUCUGCCAAGAAGGGAAAAAGGAUUCGCUCGCAGCACAAAGAGGAGAUACCACCCAAGGAUGCUGAGACCCAGGAGGGCGAGGCGACUGUGCCUCAGAGCACUGCUGCUUCUAGCAAAUGUAUUUAGGGACAAUUAGCUGGAGAAGUAACGUUAAAUGAACUGUUCAAGAUUUUUUCAGGUGUUUGAUGUAAAAGUUAGUGCUGAUUUAGAAUUCUGUGCAUUUGAGUAGUGAUUUCCUGUCACUGACCAAGUAACAUCAGGAUUGUGGCUGUGCAAAUGUCUAGCUACCCUCUCCUUCUUUCUCCUUGAACCCAUGAUCUUGAUGGUGUUGGGAGCUGCACUUGUUUGGGUGAAAUGGCUAAGAGGAGGUAAAGCCCUUGGGAAAAGAAGGCAACAACAGCUCUCAAAGUGAGGAGAGAAACAAGAACAGGGAGCUCGCAAUCAGGGGCGUUUUAGGCGGGGAUUUUAAUGUGGAUUUUAGCCAGGAUUAGUUUGAUUGUUACUGAGUUGGUUUUUAUCUCCCAGGGAAAAUUAAGCACUAAGCA
This is a messenger RNA of Dromiciops gliroides (monito del monte), 1488 nucleotides long. Its product is annotated as acidic repeat-containing protein-like. The record is from RefSeq and is a predicted model, not a curated record. Gene Ontology annotation, cellular component: nucleus. NCBI's taxonomy places the organism in Eukaryota, Metazoa, Chordata, Mammalia, Microbiotheria, Microbiotheriidae. The transcript is spliced from 5 exons. Bases 299 to 1069 code for a protein of 256 amino acids.